Penicillium cinerascens is the source of this 4044-nucleotide messenger RNA. RefSeq names its product ABC transporter ATP-binding protein. Gene Ontology annotation, cellular component: membrane. Gene Ontology annotation, molecular function: ABC-type transporter activity; ATP hydrolysis activity; ATP binding. The record is from RefSeq and is a predicted model, not a curated record. Bases 1 to 4044 code for a protein of 1347 amino acids. NCBI's taxonomy places the organism in Eukaryota, Fungi, Ascomycota, Eurotiomycetes, Eurotiales, Aspergillaceae. Gene Ontology annotation, biological process: transmembrane transport. The transcript is spliced from 3 exons.
AUGGUAGACAGCGAUGAGACAAACGUGUCCGGGAAGAAGAUCCAGGUGACGACGUAUCUGAAGAAAUGCGUCCCGACAAAGGACGGCAUCCGCCGAUUCUUCGCCUAUACUCGGCUCCUCUUCUCGCUCGACUACACCAGCACCGACGUGCUCCUCAUCAUCACCGGUGUAUUCUUCUCCAUUGCCGCCGGCAUCCCCUUCCCGCUCCUCGGCAUCGUCUUCGGUGAUUUGAUCAAUGAUCUGAACACGGCCACCUGCUCGGCCAACCCGGCAGCCGGCAGCGAUGUCGCCGAAGGAGUGCGCCAAAAGGUGUUAUACGUCAUCUAUAUCACUAUUGCCAACUUCUGCUUCAUCUAUAUCCAUUGCAGCUGCUGGUGCUAUAUCAGCGAGCGCAUUGCCCGACGGUACCGACGACGAUAUUUUGAGAGUAUCAUAAGACAGGAGACGGGGUAUAUUGAGGGUCUACCAGCAGGAGAUGUCAUCUCGCGUCUGGUCAGUGAUGUCGAGGUCUUGCAGUCCGGCACGUCCGAGAAAGUUGGUAUUGUAAUUAGCACGGUCUCGUACUUUGUUGCCUCCUAUGUGGUCGCCUUUAUCAAGGUUCCUCAAAUUGCCGGCAUGUUGGUUUCCGUCGUGCCGUGCUACUUUGCCAUGACGUACGUCGGUGGCUACUUCAUUAAGAAAUACGCAGGGCGUAUCACGGAGCACGUUAAUGCGGCGACGUCCAUUGCUUCGUCCAGUCUGUCGCAUCUCCCGCUGGUGCACGCGUUCAAUUCAAAUGAGCGCUUGGAGAGGCUCUUUUCUAGUCAUAUUGCUGUGUCGCGAAUGGAUGCCGUCAAGAAAGCGGGAACUCAUGCUGCCCAGCUCGGGUUUCUAUACUUCGUUGCCUACAGCUCCAAUGCCCUCGCUUUCUGGGAGGGAUCUCGGUUGAUUGCCGACUCUGUGGAAACAGGUGGUACCGGGACCUCGGUUGGCGCAGUGUACACUGUUAUCUUCGUCCUAAUUGAUGCCUCGUUUAUCCUCAGCCAGGUUGCUCCAUUCGUGCACAUCUUUGCCUCGGCAGCUGGUGCAUCCGAACGGCUUUUGUCCGUUGUCAACCGUGAAUCCAAAAUCGACGGAACUGCAGAGUGCGGCGAUAACUCUGCUCCCUUCGACUCCGCGGAUAUAACAUUCCGUGAUGUGCAUUUCACAUAUCCCUCUCGACCGGAUAUGCCAGUCUUACGAGGUCUCAACUUCGCCAUCCCGCCUCGAAAGCACACCGCGAUUGUCGGCCCCUCAGGCGGUGGAAAGUUUACCAUUGUGGGUCUCUUGGAGCGUUUCUACGACUCCAUGUUUGGAGGGAUCUGCAUUGGGGAGCAAGAUUUCCGCGACUUGAACGUGCGGUACCUGCGUGGGAACAUCGGCUUCGUGCAGCAGGAACCGUCUCUGCUGGAUCGAUCAAUCCUGGAAAAUAUUGCCUAUGGUCUAGUGACAUCUUCCACCGAACGACACCAGGAAUUGGCUCCGUUUAUUCAGAAUUCGACCCUGACCGAGGCGGCGGAGAAGAUACGUGGAGGCCUUGCUGAGAAGAAAGUCCUGGAAGAAUACGAUCCCAAAGUUGCUGAAAUUGUGGCUUUGGUCCGUCAAGCUGCGACCAGCUCCAACGCCCUCACAUUCAUUGAAGCCCUUCCUCACGGCUUCGCGACUAGUGUCGGAUUUUGUGGAAAUCAGCUGAGCGGUGGUCAAAAGCAACGGAUUGCACUUGCGCGUGCUUUGGUGCGUGAACCUUCGGUUCUUAUUCUCGAUGAGGCAACGGCAGCUCUGGAUUCAGCUAGCGAGAUAUUGAUUCAGGAUGCGUUGGCCAAGGUAGCGGGACAUGUGACCAUGGUUUCCAUCGCCCAUCGCCUAGCCACUGCCAAGGACGCCCAUAAAAUUGUGGUUAUUCAGAAAGGCUGUGUGGUUGAAGAGGGCUCUCACUCUGAACUUGUCGCGAGGGGCGGCUCAUAUGCCGAGAUGGUACGCCUCCAGAAUCUGGGGAAGCUCAGUCCGGCACUGAGUCCUGGUACGGAGGCGAUUCGUGAAGUUCGAAACGUCAUAUUGGAUCAGACAAUCGCCGCUGAUACCAAAAACGCCUCGCUUGACCUGAAAGGAUCGGAUAUUUCAGACGAGUCGCUAACAACCGCAGAUCUUGACCAAGAAUCAAUGGAGAAGUUGUGGAAAAAGCAGGAGAAAAGAGCAAAGAAGGAGAAACGGAAAGCCAAACGUUCGCGUUGGUUUGUUACCAAGUUCACCUUCUCUCUGCUUCGUCCCAACAUGGGCUACGUCUUCCUCGGUAUUGGGAUGGCUGUUCUUAUCGGUGGCUGUUACACCGCAGAGGCGGUGAUCUUCGGCCACACUGUCGGCAGCCUAAGUCCAUGUAACGGAGCAGACGGGAUUCGACAUGGCGGACACCUGUAUGGACUUUUGUUCUUCAUCAUGGCUCUGAUUGAGCUCUCAGCCAACGUGAUCAGCGGUUGUGCAUUCGGCUGGGCCGCUGACAAGAUUCUGUAUCGCAUUCGAGUUUUAUCUUUGCGAUCUCUUCUGGGGCAGACCAUUGAAUGGCAUGGUCUGGAUGACCGGACCCCAGGUACACUCAUCACUUACAUUACUGGUGAUGCGACUGCUCUCGGCAGCAUCACCGGCACCACUAUAGGUUUGCUCCUCGCCACGGCCGUCAACCUGGUAGCUGGACUGGUGGUCUCGUUUACCAUUGCAUGGAAGAUUACCAUUGUGUUGCUCCCAACAAUUCCAGUCUUGCUUCUGGCAGGCAUGAUGAAGCUGCGAACUCAAGCCAACUUUGCAGAGCGGCACCAGAAGGCAUUUGCAAAGGCCACUGCCGUCACCGUCGAGGCCGUCGAUAAUAUCCGAGCCGUGUCGGCAUUCUCAUUAGAGAAACAGUCCUAUGCCGUGUAUGAGCGAGCCCUUCAUGAACCUUAUCGUGAGACUCUUUGGUCUAUUGCACUCGGCAACGUCUUCCUCGCUACGGCGUUCAGCAUCAGCAACCUUGUUUAUGCCCUGGCUUACUGGUGGGGAACUCGGCAGAUCGUGGCUGGUCUCUACAGCCAAACUCAGUUCUUCAUCGUACUUCCUGCUCUUUUGUUUAGUACCCAGUCCUGCGGCCAGAUGUUCGCUCUCGCGCCAGAUAUCUCCAAGGCCGGCGUGGCCGCAACCAACAUUGCCGAACUGCUCACUACCCGCUCGGCCGACGAUGAACUGAACCCCGGCGCCUCGGGCAAAAUCCAAUCCAGUGACGUGUAUCUGCUAGACGAGAAGACUCACGAUCCAGAGGCGGCACAUCAUGAGCGCGGCGUUGAUUACUCGGUUGGGAUAUCUGAAAAGAUGAGCGGCAUUGGCGCCGAGAUGCAGAACAUCCAUUUCGAGUACCCAUCACGGCCAGGACAGCCUGUGCUACGAGGACUGAGCUUGAAAAUUCAACCUGAACGAUUCUACCGCCCAGAAUCAGGCGCAGUGAUUAUCGAUGGAGUCAACGUCACACGGCAGCUAGGCACCGGAUUCCGCGACGACAUCGCUCUCGUCCCACAGGAGAACGUACUAUUUGAGGGCACUGUCGCGUUCAACAUCGGUCUAGGAGCUCGACCAGGUCACGAGCCUUCGCAGGGAGAGAUUGAAGAGGCCUGCCGCAUGGCCAACAUCCACGAAGUGAUCAUGGCACUUCCCGAAGGCUACGAAACGCAGUGCAACCACGACGGCAAGCAGUUCUCCGGCGGCCAGCGACAGCGACUGUCAAUUGCGCGAGCUCUGGUGCGCCAUCCGCGCAUGCUGUUACUGGAUGAGUCCACCAGUGCCCUGGACGUCGAGUCCGAAAAGAAGAUCCAGGAUGCGUUGGCGACCCUGGCCGGUCGGACUACCAUCGUCGCCAUCGCGCACCGGCUCAACACUAUUCAUCGGGCGGAUUGCAUCUAUCUCAUCGAGGAGGGACGAUGUGUGGAGUGUGGUACGCACGAGGAGCUUAUCGAGCGCAGUGAGACGUACAGGACGAGUGUCAUCCACCAGUCGUUAGAGACAUGA